Molecule: messenger RNA, 1977 nt
Organism: Anopheles coluzzii
Lineage: Eukaryota; Metazoa; Arthropoda; Insecta; Diptera; Culicidae
Exons: 2
Coding region: 1-1977 (658 amino acids)
Source: RefSeq, a predicted model, not a curated record
AUGGAUAAGAAGAUAAAAGCCUUCCAACUAAAGAAAAGGAUCGCAGUGGAAAACAUCAGUGCCCUCGAACGAUUCCGUGAAAGCUUUUCCGGCGAUGACGCCAAGCAAAUCCCGGAGGCGUCAGCAGACUUGGACAGGCAUAAGGACGAGUUUUUCAUCGCGAUAGCCAAGCUUGAAGAGCUCGACGACAGUAAUGAGGCCAUCGAAUUGUGCAUCAAAGAAAGAAUCGAGAUAGAAGGACGGUGCAGGAAGCUUAAAUCUUUCUUUCGGGAAAAUUUACGCAAGGAAGAAGUGUCGCUAAACGAAACGACAGGUUUGGCUUCGUCAACGUUCGCAUUUGGUCGGCCAAACACCCCACACUUACGCCUUCCAAAGAUCGAGCUGCCAACCUUCGAUGGGGAUCAUACGAAAUGGCUUUCGUUCCGCGAUCGCUUCAUAGCGAUGAUCGACGCUUCAUCCGAGCUUCCAUCGAUAGCAAAGCUCGAAUACUUGCUAUCAUCAUUGAAGGGAGAAGCGGCGCUUCCUUUCGAACACACUGCAUUAACAGACGAUAACUAUUCAGUUACGUGGGCACAGCUUCUAAAACGCUAUGAUAAUUCUCGGUUACUCGUGCGGGAAUAUUAUCGCAAGUUGCAUUAUCUUCCCGCUGUACAUGUAGAGUGUGUGGACAAGCUGACAAACCUAGUGGACGAAUUUUCGCGAUAUGUGAACGGUUUUGUGAAGCUGAAGGAGCCAGUGGAUUCAUGGGACACGCCACUCUCAAACAUGCUUCUUAUGAAGCUCGACCGUGCGACACUUUUGGCGUGGGAAAAACAUUCAGUGCAUUUCAAAAGGGACAAAUAUAGUGAUGUGAUACAAUUUGUGGAAGACCGUAUACAAAUCCUAAAAUCUACAAACAAUUUCGCGAGUGAAUCUGGUGAACGUUCGAGUAAGGUGGCCGGCUCCAAUCGUCCUCCACAAGCACGUAGAUCGAUCGCAAAUGUAGCAUCUUCGCGGUCGACACCAACGGUUACAUCAAGUUCCAAGUGUCUCCUGCAGUGUGCUGAUGGCCAUCUUCUACGUAACUGUCCGGUGUUCAAUGGCAAGGAUGUGCAUCAACGUCGUGAGUUUGUUUCCUCAAAGCAUCUGUGCUGGAAUUGUCUGGGUGAUUCUCAUCAGGUGAAGGCAUGCAAAUCGGACUAUACAUGUCGUAUAUGUCAUCAGCGUCAUCAUACACUAUUGCAUGCACCCGUUCAUACGCCUAGCUCAACGGUCGCGAUGGCUAUUCAAAACAAUGAUGGUAUGGUGUUUUUGGAAACGGCUCUGCUAUACAUCGUUGACGGAUACGGAAAGAGACAUGAAGCAAGAGCACUUCUCGACUCGGGUUCUAUGUCGAACUUUGUCUCUAACACGCUUGCUCGGAAGCUUCUCGGGACGACUCGCAACAAGGUCAACGUGUCCGUCGCAGGUAUCGGAAAUGCGUCACAGCUGAUGAAAGGUUCGAUCGUUGCAACCGUCGAAUCGAGGAUCAACACUCAUGCAUCUCAGCUGGAGUUGCUCAUCUUAGACUCUCCCUUUAUGCACAUACCAACGGCUCCAAUUGAUGCAUCAUCAUGGGAAAUGCCGAGCUUGCCGCUUGCUGACCCUUCGUUCUAUGUACCUGGCAAGAUCGACAUCAUCAUCGGUGGAGAUACAUACUGGGAGCUUCAUUCCGGUAAAAAACGUUCCCUCGGCGAAGGGAAACCAUGGCUUGUGGAGACUGCUUUCGGCUGGGUUGUCGCAGGAAAUGCAUCGUUAGGUGGUUCUCAUGGUUCGCAGCUAUGCCACCUAUCUACCGACGUCACGCCUUCACUGGAAUCGAUAAUGGAACGCUUUUGGGAGAUCGAAACAGUCGCUGAGGAUCCGAUACUAUCAGCGGAAGAGGAUGCCUGCGAGAAGCAUUUCGUAGCCACUACAACCAGAGAUGCAUCUGGCAGGAUCGUCAAAGUCAAUUGCUGA